CAACUAUCACAGGUUUGCAUUUCCUCAUCAGUGCAACCGCAUUCAGGCUUUUCCGGUCCUUCUGUGCGUCCCGGUGAUCGCCGCUUCUGUGAUGAUGAGGAUGAGACUGUCCUGUUAACGGAUACCCGGACUGUUGAAGCCUGGCAGCCUUUUCUCCCCGGAUCUUAGGAAAUCGACUAAAGCUCCAUGACCCUACUCUAUGAAGACAGGGACACAUCUAACCUGCUGUAGUUUAUCAUCUUGACAUGAUGGGGGGUUCAUUCUGGAUUUCCCAUGGUGCUACUGAAGCCCUGUUCAGGGGAAAGAGCUUCAUGGCUGUUCUAUCUCUGGCUCUGUUGUUGCCAACAGUGAGAAUCAGUGCACAGAUGAAAGGUGGCCCUUUGGACUGCGAUGAGACUUGUGUGUGUGCCAGCAACAUCGUCAGCUGCUCCAAGAUGAAUCUAACCAACGUACCCACCCCUCUUCCAAAUUAUACAGCUGUUCUGGAUCUCAGCUUUAACAACAUCACCAGGCUACGUGCUGGGUGGAACCCCGAAUCACUAAACAAGUUACACAGUCUGAUCCUCAGCCACAACAACCUCACGUUCCUUUCCUCUGAGGCCUUUGUGUUUGUGACCAAGCUCCGUUACCUGGACCUUUCUUUCAAUGGCCUUCGCCAGCUGGACGAGUUCAUCUUUGAGCCGCUGGAGCACCUGGAGGUGCUGCUGCUUUACAGCAACUGCAUCUCUCAGGUAAAUCGCGCAGCCUUCUCUGGCCUCGACAACCUGCAGAGGCUCUACCUGAGCCAGAACAAGAUCUCACGCUUCCCGUUGGAGCUGGUGAAGGAUCGCACUAGGCUGAAGGCUCUUAGACUGCUGGAUGUGUCCUCCAACAAAAUCAAAACCCUGCCCCUCAAUGAGCUAAAGGCUCUGCCUGCCUGGAUCAAGAACGGCCUGUACUUCCACAAUAACCCCCUGCCCUGCACCUGUGAUGUGCACGACCUGGUAGCAAGCUGGCACCUCAAGGAGCUCAGUUCUACUAUGGACUUCAAAGACAGCCACACUUGUUUGUUACCAGGCCUACAGAAAGAGAAAAUGGCCAUACUGGAUCUUGACAAGGUCUAUUUGAACUGCAGUGAGGUCACGGUUAUGGGCAAAGAAGCCUAUCUGGAACAGCUCCUGGUCCUGGACUGUGACAGCAGGGAGAGGGACAUGCUGAAGAACUGGGUGCUGCCUGGAAACAUCCCUCUGUCUCCGGCCAUGAAAACUGCUGUGAAGCGUCAUGAUGGCAGCCUCCGGCUUGGGCCCCUGAAGGCAGAGGACUCUGGGGUAUACACCUGCUAUGCCACAAGUGACUCCUUUAAUGAGACGCUGUAUGUUACUGUAACUGUGUUUAAUUCCACUAAAAGUGGUGGGCUGGAGAACCUCAAAACGGCCUACACCACACUAAUAGCAUGUCUGAUCAGUUUAGUUAUGGUUCUCAUCUACCUCUAUCUCACACCGUGCCGCUGCGCAUGUUGUCCAGGACAAGGUCUGGAGAAAAGCGACAGUUUCCACUCUUCAACUGUGAGCAUCUCUCAGGCACAUGAGGAGAUGGGGCAAGGUAGAGGGGAAGGCAGAGGCUUUGCUUACAGACAUGUGGCCUUCAUUCAACCCAAGGACCCGCUGGAGCAGAAUGGGAGGUUGAACCCAAUAGAGGAAGACGAGGAGUGUCAGGGGGAUAACAGGGAGAGAAGGAGGUCUGACGCAGAGUCUGUCAGCUCAGUGUGCUCAGAUACCCCCAUGGUGGUGUAAAGUCAGUGUCCCAGCCUGCAGGCUAAGACAGUGUUGGCUCGAACCAUGUGGCUCCUACACAGAGAUUAGUAGGCACUGUUACAGUAGCAUGUACUGUUAAAAAAACACAUGAUCAGAAACAUUUAUUGAUAAAAAAAAACAAUUUAGAAACAGCCCAAAACAUAGUGAUAAUGCAGAAACAUGUGAUUUCUGUAAAAGAUGAAUUAGUGUGAAGGUUUCUGAAAAUCAUUGUCAGGCCCUGGAAGAAAUUGCUACGCAAGUUACUGUUUAAAAUAUUUAUUUAAAUGUUUUUAGGGUUUCUUCAAAAAUAUAAUACUAACACUUAUAACUUGGAGACAACAAACAGCAUGAAAACAGCUUGCAUCUGAAUAACCUGAGGCUGCACUUUAGAUUUAAGUUAUCCAGCUAGUUAAUGCACUGGGGAUCAAUGUUCUACAAGAUUAUACGUUUUAAACAUGUUGGACAAAAGUUGCUGCUUGAAAAGGUAGUUAUGCAUUUUAUGCAGAGCUCACCAAAUAAGCACCGCAAGAUGCUUAGAGGUGCACUGUCAGAUAUGGCACACAUUUAAGUUAAAAAAGGACAUCAACGGAAUGUGAAGUGGUUACAAACAUUAUGUCCAAGACGUCUAUUCAUUGUGUUCCAGAGAUACCUAAUCUUCUCGGAGUUUCAGCAGUUUGGUUGAAUUUUGCAUAUUCUUGCCCUGCUGUAAGUAGUUCAAGGACCUAGUUCUAGCGGUAAAAAAAAUGACCACUACAUGUAGCCAUGCAUUUUACAUUACACCCCUAAUAUUAUUGCAAUUUUACAUUCCUGUUUGGUUUUGAUGCCUUUACAAAAAAUACAGUAAGGUUUACUGUUAUGCAAUUUUUUCAAUUUACAUUAUUUAAGAUUUGAGUGUGACCUAAUGCUCAGUUAAAUACAGUAUGUGUGUUGGCAGUGACUGAGCUUCUGAUGUAGUGUUUGUUUUUUUAAAUACUGCUCUAUGCAAGCGUUUUUUGGAUACAGCAUAGUAACAGAAUCAUUAAUCCAGCCUUAUUAUGAUACAUUGUAUUUUUACUGUAAUUAUAUUUUAUCCAGAAUCAUUAUUUAUAUUUAAUGUAGGUUGAUUUGUCUCUCCGUAACAAGAAACAUAUAGUCACAUUGAUUUCCUGAUUUGCAAUAUAAACAUUACCCAUGUGGUCUGCAGAAAUUUCAGUUUAAGAGUUGUCCACUGUCAGUGUAGCUGCUAUCGAUUUCAGCCUCAGUUCUUCAGUUUGAACUGUUUACAAAAGGUUAAUCAUGUUCAAAUGUACUAACUUCCAUAUAUAACCCUCUUUUAUCGUCACAAUGCAGUGAAAACAAUAUGUUCAGUGUGUGACUCACACUGCUGACAUCCGGUCCCAAUAGAAUGUAAAUAGCAGCACAACACGAGGGGGAAAACUGAGAGCGAGUAUUACCCACUGAAUGUUUCUGGGCAUUAGUGCCCAACCCUCCACAAAUCAGCAAAUGCCAGCCAGACAGCUAGCAGUCUCAUAAACACCAUCAGAAAUAGCAGCUAAUAGUGCAACCAACAUGCAGGCGGCACAGAUGGGAUGUGAAUAUAGAAGUAGCCGUUUUCAAACACGUUUUUACAUUACUUACAUUGCUUAAAUACUUUCAAACUGUUGAUUUUAAAAGAUGUAAGAGAUUCAGUCCCUGAAAAACAUGUUUUCUGAAACCUAAAGUCACUCUAGCUCUACUGUGAAUAAACAACUGUCACAAAACACAUUUGAAAGUUAUAUUAAUGAUAUAAAUAGAAUAACUGAGAGAAGCAUUUUAAGCAAAACACAAUCCCAGAUGAUGUAGCAAUGUACACUAACUGUACUCUUACUUUGAAGGAACUAUUACCUUAUACUAUCACUCCUUGUGGUGCCUUUUCAAGAUAAGCUGUGGUGAAUAAACACCCUAUAUUACAUGUCUUUUUAGGAAUUAUAGCACUAAACACACACUUAUGAAGUUGUGUGUGUGUGUGGUUUGGUAGAAUUAUAAUGUAGCUACAUCAUGAGGAACUUCAUUGACUUCUAUCUCUCACACAUAUCCACUGUAUGCUAAUGUUGUACACUUCUUGUUUUUCCUGUGAAAGUUAAUUUUAACCAAAGACUGAGUUAUAUACUGAGAAUUAUAACCUAAGUGUUCAGUGUUUACAGUCAGCACAGUUAUAUUUAUGUUGUUUUUACCAAGUGUAUUUUCAUAGUUUGAGUUCAGCCACAACUGAUAUUUUUAUAUAUGCAAUCCUGUAUAAGGACUUAUUGUAUUUCAUUAUUUGCUGCAAUAUAUCUUGUCUGUUAAUGUAUUGUACCUGUAUUUCAUAUACUAAAACGAAACAUGGCAACUAA
Molecule: messenger RNA, 4123 nt
Organism: Eleginops maclovinus (Patagonian blennie)
Lineage: Eukaryota; Metazoa; Chordata; Actinopteri; Perciformes; Eleginopidae
Product: amphoterin-induced protein 1-like
Exons: 2
Coding region: 246-1772 (508 amino acids)
Biological process (GO): brain development
Cellular component (GO): membrane
Molecular function (GO): protein binding
Source: RefSeq, a predicted model, not a curated record